GACAAAGCACUGGAGCUUAGCUUUUACUCAAUUAUCUUUUACCUCCACUCUGACAAGAAUCAAUGAUGAAAUGCCCAAGGCUUUCAUAUAAAUUCCCUCUUUACGACUAUUCCAAGACAUGAACCUCAAAAACCCCAUUGAUUUGAUUUUAAGAUGGCGAGCGUCAAGGCCUCAUUGAGGGCUAUCAACGACGCCAUUCGCCAACAGAAGUGGGAUGACGCUAUAACACAAGCCGAAAAUGUAAUCAGCAGAGAUGCGAAUAGUUACCAAGCUCACGUGUUUAAGGCCUUCGCCUUGGAUAAAAAGAAUCAACUGGAUUUGGCCGAGGCUGAAUACAACACCGCUGUCAACAUUCGAUCAGAUGCUCAAGCAUGGCAAGGUCUAAUCAAGCUUUACGAGAAGCAAGGCCCAAAGGCCAUCCCUAAGUAUCAGCUCGCUGCUGUGAAGCUUGCUGAGAUAUUUAGGGAUGCUAAUGAGAUGUACAAAUGUCAGGACGUGAUAGACAAGUUUAUUGAUUUUGUUCGUGCGAAGGGCGAUCGAUCGCAAUAUGUCCAGGCUCUUCGUGUCAUACUCCCUAAUAGUCCUAUCUAUCCUGCUCUUGAGGGACGAGUUCCUCAUCCAGCUAAAACCUUCGAAACAAUAGCCCAAAUCCUAGAAGUCGACGAAAAGAAACGUAUCAACACAUUUAUCGGCGAGCGAAGGACAAGAUUGGGUGCCAAGAUCAGUGAAGUUACCCUCGAGGUCAACCGAGAAGUCUUAUGCCAAAGCGAGUUAGGCGGAAUUUACGAGCAGCUUACGCUUUGGUCCCAAGAUGAUGACGUCAGGCGUCAAUACGAGGAGAAAUUGCUUCAAUUCCGAUACGACCGCCUUCUAGUCACCCCGCCCCCAGGCAAAGCCGCUGAGCUUCAAGUCGUCCAAAAGUUGGCGAAUGAUAUGGUCAUCAUCAAACACCCUUUUAAACUUGCGUGGGAUAUCGCGAUUGAGUGGCAAGACCACAAGGAAAUUCGAGAUUGGGAUGUCAAUGUGCUAAAUGAAUACUGCUCCUUCUUCCCGGACAGUGACCUAUAUCGUGUCUUAACUGGGUUCAUGACGAGCGAUAUUUCACCGUUCCCAAAGAAAGUAACGGAAACGCCCGCCCCCGCUCGUGCGUCCGAGACCGACGACGAAAGCGAGGAUGACGAGGACGGUGGUGCGCCAACCUCGGUAGUACCAUACACCGACGAAGACCGACUCUUGAUGAUGACAGAGGGUAUUUCAACCACCAACUCUUUGCUUUCUCACAGAUUGAUGGGAGAAUACUACCAAAACCUAGAGGAGCAUGAAAGUAACGCUGAACUCAUGAGGAAGGCGAUGAAAAUCAUGGUCGCGGAGACAGAAAAGACGGGGAAAGUCUUCGCAAACACCAAUCAAGCCUUUAUGCUCUACCUAGGAACUGCAUUGGUAUUCUAUCAAUCUCCAAGAAAUCACGGCGAAGCAAAAUUCCUCUUCGACAAGGUAUUGGAAGUAGAUCCUACCUCUACAUCUGCUAUGAUUGGCGUCGGUCUAAUCUAUGAAGAGGAGGAAGAAUUUGAUCAAGCGAUCGAUUUCUUAGGACGAGCCCUGAAAGGCGAUAGCCAGAACUUCCGUGUACGUGCCGAGGUUGGUUGGCUAUAUGCGUUGAAGGGGGAUUAUACACGGGGCAAAGCAGAACUCGAAACCCUUUUACCAUUGAUGACAGGUGCUUCCGUCUCCAAGGAUCUACUGGCCCAGACACAGUAUCGAUUAGGAUGUUGCAUAUGGAAUAUCGACCCUUCGAAAUCCGCUAGAAAGAGCCGAACCGGUGCGUACGCUUACUUUUUAGACGCGCUGAAGAGCAAUUUCAAUUAUGCGCCGGCGUAUAGUAGUCUCGGUAUCUAUUAUGAAGAUUACGCUAAAGAUAAGAGGCGAGCCCGAAGGUGUUUCCUCAAAGCUGUGGAACUCUCAUCGGCGGAAAUCGAAUCCGCUGAAAGGCUUGCACGAUCAUUCGCCGAUGAUGGAGAUUGGGAUCGAGUUGAACUAGUGGCACAGAGGGUGGUAGACUCGGGCAGAGUUAGACCUCCCCCUGGAUCCAAGAAGAAGGGAAUCAGUUGGCCUCUAUCCGCUCUAGGAGUCGCCGAACUAAAUAAGCAGGACUACUCCAAGUCAAUUGUAUCGUUCCAGCAAGCAUUGCGGAUCGCCCCCGAAGACUACCACUCUUGGGUUGGUCUAGGGGAAAGUUACCAUAGCUCUGGACGAUAUAUCGCCGCGACAAAGGCAAUCCAGAACGCCCAGAGGUUAGAGGAGGGUAUAGACGACGAUAAACUUGGCGACACUUGGUUUACCAAGUACAUGCUCGCCAAUGUCAAGCGCGAACUCGGCGAGUUCGACGGAGCUAUUGCCCUAUACCGCGACGUUAUAUCAAGUCGCCCCAAGGAAGAAGGCGUCGCCAUAGCCCUGAUGCAAACUAUGGUUGAAAAUGCCUUAGAUUGUGUUGAGAAGGGCUUUUUCGGCAAAUCAAUUGAAUUGGCUAUUGAAGCAUUGUUUUUCGCUACUACCGUACCUAAGCACGUAACCAACACAUUCAAUUUUUGGAAGGCUGUUGGUGAUUCAUGUUCCAUCUUCUCAUCCGUCCAAAGCCGUGCUCAUGACCUCCCUAUUGAGAGCCUUGUGAGCCUUCUUAAGUUAGGUACAGAGAAUGAAUCCGCAUAUGAAAUACUCAGGGACGUGGAUGUUGUCGAUCAAGAUGUGAUUUUCGCCGAAGGUCUUUUUGCCGAUGACGAACAACUCGGGGUAGAUCUCGUACGCAGCUUACAUGCGACAAUUCUAGCCCAUAAACGAGCGAUUUACGAGUCCGCCAAUGAUGUCCAUGCGCAAGCUGUUGCAUAUUACAACUUAGGCUGGGCUGAAAACCGAGCGCAUCUAUGCCUUCCACCCGAUCUCCGUAUACAGUCUAGCAGAUAUCAGAAGGCUGCCGUGCGAUGUUUCAAGCGUGCAAUAGAGCUUGAGGCCGGCAACCCGGAGUUCUGGAAUUCAUUGGGUGUUGUUACUAGCGAAAUCAACCCAUCCGUAGCGCAACAUGCUUUUGUACGAAGCCUAUUCCUUAACGAAAGAAGUGCGCAUGCAUGGUCCAAUCUAGGCGCCUUAGCUCUUCUUCAAAAUGAUAUUCAACUCGCCAACGAAGCCUUUACUCGCGCACAAUCCAACGAUCCCGAUUAUUCUCACGCUUGGUUGGGUCAAGGUUUCGUCGCGCUUCUAUAUGGUGACGCUAAAGAGGCUCGCGGUCUUUUUACUCAUGCGAUGGACAUCUCGGAAUCAUCCUCACUUCUAUCCAGACGCCAAUACCCAACCUCGUUAUUCGAUCAUAUUCUUACAAACCCCCCAAGCCUGAACGCUACGUCCCUUAUCCAACCACUAUUCGCCCUUGCCCAGUUACGGGGUCUUAAUCCGCAAGAACUCGCCUAUCAACACCUUUCAACAUUAUAUCAAGAACGAACACACGAUAGUGCUAGUGCGGUAGAUACUCUCGAGAAAAUUUGCGAGCAAUUAGAAGCAAGUUACGAAGCUACCGAAUCCGCGGAUGCACUUGCACGAUUUGCAUUGGCUAAAACCGAUCUCGCCCGGUCGUAUCUCUCGGCUGGCGAAUAUGCGCAAGCCUCUGAGUGCGGAGAGAUGGCUUUGCAAUUGAGCAGUGACGAAUCUGCAAACGAACUUACCGCCGAACAACGUAAGAAAGCUCGACUGUCGGCGCAUUUAACUGUAGGUUUGGCGGAGUAUUACUCUAGAAAUGUUGACGCAGCGGUGUCCUAUUUCGAAGCAGCCUUGGAGGAAUCCAACGGCAACCCCGACGCCGUCUGCGUAUUAGCUCAGAUGUUGUGGGCUACCGGUAUGGACGACGCUCGAGAAAGAUCCCGUACCGUUUUAUUCGAAGUGAUUGAGAACGACUCGACCCACGUUCAGUCUGUGCUUCUUCUAGGAGUCAUAGCACUACUUGAUGGGGAUGAGGAAUCUCUCGAUGCCGUUAUUUCGGAACUUCAAACGCUCCGCACUAGUGAUAAGGUCAGCGAUACGGAGCAUUCCCAAAUCGGGGAAGUACUGCGCGCUGUUGCUGCUUUAGCAGAUGGUAGCACAGAAGAUGAUGUCCUUACUCAACUACAAAAUGAUGUUAUAUUAUACCCACACCUACCACAUGGAUGGUCUCGGCUGGCCGAGGCUAGCGGAGAAGAGUACCCGGCGGACAUGGCCCUUCAAGUAGCUCUGAAAGCUAUUCCGCCAAGAGGAGAACUUGGUGCCGUCGACCUCGCCGAUGCGUAUGCAGGAACUGGCAAGGUUGCUGACGCGCAGACGGCAAUCUUCGUCGCUCCUUGGCGCAGUAGUGGUUGGGAGUCAUUAGGUAGUGCUGUCGCCUCUUGAUGACGCACU
Messenger RNA from Hypoxylon trugodes, 4416 nucleotides. RefSeq names its product tetratricopeptide. The record is from RefSeq and is a predicted model, not a curated record. Lineage: Eukaryota; Fungi; Ascomycota; Sordariomycetes; Xylariales; Hypoxylaceae. Gene Ontology annotation, molecular function: protein binding. The transcript has 2 exons. Gene Ontology annotation, cellular component: Ski complex. Bases 154 to 4407 code for a protein of 1417 amino acids.